AUGUUACUGUUUGUUAUUCUGUGCGCAUUCUGGACUGUAACUCGUGGCUGGCAGUCAACUGUGGUCUCCAGGCCGCAACACAGAAGAAAUGAAACCAGUCACUUCAGUUCUUCACUUACUCCCGCCAACAUACUUGUAUCAUCGUCACUUUCAUCGAAGCGAUUAUCUUUCCUGGAAUCGUCAUCGCCACAAACCGGAAGAGCAAUGUCCGAGCGAGAGGUCAGCAGACGUGGCCAGGUACCUAUUGUUCAACAUGGCACAGGAGGCAGCUCUCUAGCUCUACAAG
Molecule: messenger RNA, 286 nt
Organism: Candidula unifasciata
Lineage: Eukaryota; Metazoa; Mollusca; Gastropoda; Stylommatophora; Geomitridae
Source: the annotation of a GenBank genome assembly